UUUUUCACAGUCCACGCCCUUCACUCUAUGCCUCAGAAAAAGUGAGGUGGUAUCCCCUUCCAAGUCACAUAAAUUGCUUGAUUUAAAUGCUUAUCUAGAGCAUAUCAAUACAUUUCCUAACAUAAAUUCCAAAGCCAAAACCACAUAAAACCUAAAAAGAGGGAAAAAAAAAAGGUUAAAAAGAAAAAAGGAAAGAAAGAUACUUCUCUGCUCUUUCUUCCCUCUUCUCCGCCAAAGAAAAUGCAAUCCUUAAACCUCCAUGGAAGCUAUGGUCUUCCCCUCUGUGUUUCAGGGAUCACUCAUCGUCACACCGUCUCUGAUGAGAUGGCAGAUCAUGACAGAAGAAGGGAGGCCAUGAAAAGGAAAAUAUCUCAAGCUAGAGAGAGCGUGCACACAAAUCAAGAAAUGGGUAUUGGGAGAAACUAUGGAAGAGAGGUUGAACAGAUCAAAGAAGGUGAGGUUGAUGAAGAUCAUGAUCAUUACCGCCCUUGUUUGGCUUGCACAGCUAAAGCUGCAUAGUUUUCUUCCUGAAUCAAAAUUGUUGCAAGACCUUCCCUUCUGGGAUUCCUUGAGUUACAUCUCUUUAUCAAUUUAUGUAUGGAUUCAUCCCCUGUUGGGCUCUUCAUUUCUAUGAUCUUGGUUUUGGUGUGUUCUUCUUCUA
Molecule: messenger RNA, 661 nt
Organism: Vitis riparia (riverbank grape)
Lineage: Eukaryota; Viridiplantae; Streptophyta; Magnoliopsida; Vitales; Vitaceae
Exons: 2
Coding region: 241-519 (92 amino acids)
Source: RefSeq, a predicted model, not a curated record